AUGGAGGGAGGGACAAAUGGAGCUGGAGGGAGAGGGGACAGAAUAGGUGAGGGAAAAGAGAGGGACAGAAAUUGUAAGGGAGAGACUGAGUACACAUGGAGACUGAGGAGCAAGGGAUGGGUGAGAGAGUUUGGUGUGAAGGGGAAGGGGCAUGAGUUUAGAGAGAGGCAGAAAUGAAUAUGGUUCUGUAGAGCAGACCAUCAAGAACAGUUGAAAUGUGACUAACCACCAGCGAGAAACAGAUCACACUGAAGUCUGAUGCAGGACACAUAUCUCAGUCGAACAGUAGUUAACAAGAAUAUAAUGGAGACAGAUGGUCAGGUGAAAAGAGAGACAGGAAUCCAUAACCUUAGCAGCAUAUCAUCAGAGUCACAUACACUCAAUCUCUACAGUGCUGCUAGGCUCUGAACUGUAACGGUCAGAAUGACUGCCAGAAAGCCAAGGGGGUCACUAGUAAAUCAAACAAGGAGAAGGUUGCUCUGGGAGAGGUGAAACUAGUUAUUGCAGGAAGUAGUUGAGGGGAAUAGCAAAGGUGCUUUAAAGAGGAAGUUUGAAUAACAUAAUAGAGAAAGGAACACACAAGGAAAUGUCAUUAGGGUGGAAUGCAUAAACACCCAUAUAUAUUUGGGCUGAAUGGCCUGUUUCUGUACUGUUUCAAUUAAAUGUGGCUGACACUCAUGAUAGGAACUGCCCAUAUCCCUCCGGUUCAAGGUCCAUCCCAGUAACAUCAGACAUCAAAAGAUGGUGUGGCAGUGCAGGAUUUCCUUAUUACUCCACUGGAGUCUCAACCCUUUAUUUUGGGGGCAUUUCAACUCUGAGGUGGGACUUGAACUCUCCACUUUCUGAGUACUACCCACUGAGCCUUGCUGACACCUUUUAUAGUUUGUAAUUGCUGAUGUAAAAAAAUCAGAGCUGACAAUGAUGGUGCAGGCUCCCUUUCACCCAGUGUCUUGAGGAUUGGUUCCUUGUCAAGGCUGGAUAGAAUGUCCCCUCCCCUUCAUUUGGUUUAUCUUCUAACCAGACUUGGACAGCGUGUUCUCUUCAACUGUUGGCUGUUCCACCUGGCUAAAACCCGAUGAUCUCUGCUCCGCCUAUCUUUGAGACGUUGUGUUUGCACAGACAUUCUGGUGGGUCAUUAAUGAAAGGAAUGACCAGAGAGAGGUGGCAAUCAAACUGACCAGGACACACACUGUUGAGGGAGAGGAGUCUGGCUGUGCCACUUUCACUGAGCCUUGCAUUAGAUCAGUUGCCUGUGCACACUAAUGACCUCUUGGCGUCAUAAUGAGAAUGACACGGACCUUGCUGUGAUGCUCUAAGUUGCCCUCAUUCCCCCGUCUGUCUGAACUGAGUGGUGAUUCUGUCCCUGGGGAGGCUGUGACAACGUGGAGGGUUUGUACAAGGAACAAGGCAUUGUGCUGCAAACCUCCCCACCCCGCCCCCAGUGAGAAUGGCCACUUCAACUGUAAUGCGCUUUACUGUGGCUGACUAUGUCAUCUUUGCUCUCCUCCUGAUCUUCUCCUCGGUCAUUGGCCUCUUUUAUGCACUGAGUGGUGGUCGGCAGCGGACGACGCAGGAGUUCCUGUUGGCGGGACGUAGCAUGACCUUCUUGCCAGUUGCACUCUCCCUCCUUGCCUCCUUCCAGUCAGCCGUUGCCAUCCUGGGUGUGCCAGCUGAGAUCUACACAUUCGGCACUGAAUACUGGUUCCUGGGCUGCUCCUACUUCCUUGGGCUUCUCAUUCCCGCUCACAUCUUUGUCCCCAUGUUCUACCGGCUGAAGAUCACCAGUACCUAUGAGUACCUUGAACUGCGGUUUAACAAGGCAACGCGAUUGUGUGGGACACUGACCUUCAUUUUCCAGAUGGUGAUUUACAUGGGUCUUGUGCUGUAUACACCUGCGCUGGCACUGAAUGCAGUGACUGGCUUCGAUUUGUGGGGCGCAGUGUUAACCAUGGGGUUAGUUUGCACACUGUAUACAGCACUGGGUGGACUGAAGGCUGUAAUCUGGACAGAUGUGUUUCAGACACUGGUGAUGUUUUCUGGGCAGCUGGCUGUCAUCAUCAUAGGAGCAAAGGAGGCUGGAGGCAUCGGUGAAGUGUGGCGAAUCGCAAAAAACAAUGGCAAGAUUUCAGGAAUUGACCUGAACCCUGACCCCUUUGAGCGUCACACUUUCUGGACUCUAAGCUUUGGCGGCGUGUUCAUGAUGCUUGCACUUUAUGGGGUGAACCAAGCGCAGGUCCAACGGUACCUCAGCUCACAGACGGAGAAGCAGGCAAUAUUGUCAUGCUAUGUGGUGUUUCCGUGUCAACAGUUAGUUCUGGCUAUGGGAUGCAUUUUGGGUCUUGUUAUGUUUGCUCGCUAUGGAGAAAAUGGACCCCUGCAGCAGGGCUAUGUCAACGCCUCUGAUCAGAUGGUUCUUUACUUUGUCAUGGACAUACUUCAGCACUAUCCUGGCCUACCUGGACUCUUCAUAGCCUGCCUGUUCAGCGGAGCACUCAGCACAAUAUCGUCUGCAUUCAAUUCGCUGGCUGCCGUGACCAUGACAGACCUGGUUAAACCUCAGUAUCCACACAUGACAGAGGCUAGAGCCACACUGAUAUCCAAGUGUCUCGCACUGGGCUAUGGGCUGCUGUGUCUCGGAAUGGCAUACAUCGCGUCGCUGAUGGGCCCGGUGCUCCAGGCAGCGUUGAGUAUUUUUGGGAUAGUUGGUGGUCCACUGCUUGGAAUCUUUUGCCUAGGAAUGUUUUUCCCCAUGGCUAACUCUACGGGUGCAAUCUCGGGAUUGGUAGCAGGAUUAAUCAUGGCAUUCUGGAUUGGAAUUGGUGGUUUAAUCUCCAAGCGUGCACCUCUUUCAUUCGUCAAUGCGACCACAAUCCAAAAUAUUAGCACUAGCUUGACAACUGCCACCAUGACAACAGUCAACCUGACGACAGUAGCACCGAGCAAUGGCCUCACAGGACUGAAGAAGUUCUACUCUCUUUCCUACAUGUGGUACAGUGGGCACAAUGCAGCCACUGUAGUUAUCGUGGGACUGCUGGUCAGUUUCUUAACAGGCCCAGUAAAAGGAGAAGAUGUGAACCCAUCAUUGGUUUUUCCAGUUCUGCGUUAUCUGCUCUUUUUCCUGCCCGAGCGAUGCAAGGAGAAGCUGAGUUGUGGAGUCCGCUAUCAUCCUGCAAGCAGUGAACCCAGCUUGCAGCAUUCUCUCGUGCCAACCAAAGAGCCAAACGGGGUGAUAAAUAACGAUGUGACGAGGGGGGAAGAGAAGCAGAAGUUUGCAUCUGAACCACCAGUGGAAGUGGAAAUUAGGAAAGAAGACCAGGUGGCAGAGAUCCUGCAAGAGACGUCUUUGUGAGGCUGGAUCCCAUGCGGUUAUGUACUCCAUGCUGCCAGAACUGCUGUGCGUUUUCCCAGUAAUUUCUGAUUUCCACAUCUGCAGUUCUUUGAAUUUAAAAAAAAAUUGUAUUUCAUGGUUUUUCAGAGACAAGAUGCACUAAUGACUGGUUUGUACGGUGACUGGCAGAUGCUGUCCAGCUCCUGCUGGCAGAGACUCCACUCUUGUGGUUCUGAAAACUUGAAGGUCUGAUCUCGCUGCUUGUUAUCCCUUUAACCCAAUCAAGGCACCACUGCCCCACCCUGUCCCAGAGAUUUUUGUUAUUGCUGAUCUGUAAUCCGUUGAGAUGAGAUGCACAAGUGUAGGGUGGUACGGUGGCUCAGUGGUUAGUACUGCUGCCUCACGGCGCCAGGGACCCAUGUUCGAUUCCAGCCU
Chiloscyllium plagiosum (whitespotted bambooshark) is the source of this 3763-nucleotide messenger RNA. It is a transcript of the gene slc5a6a, whose product is annotated as solute carrier family 5 member 6a. The record is from RefSeq and is a predicted model, not a curated record. Gene Ontology annotation, molecular function: symporter activity. Gene Ontology annotation, cellular component: membrane. Lineage: Eukaryota; Metazoa; Chordata; Chondrichthyes; Orectolobiformes; Hemiscylliidae. Gene Ontology annotation, biological process: sodium ion transport; transmembrane transport.